Messenger RNA from Ziziphus jujuba (common jujube), 2409 nucleotides. Its product is annotated as ABC transporter G family member 15-like. The record is from RefSeq and is a predicted model, not a curated record. Gene Ontology annotation, cellular component: membrane. Lineage: Eukaryota; Viridiplantae; Streptophyta; Magnoliopsida; Rosales; Rhamnaceae. Gene Ontology annotation, molecular function: ATP hydrolysis activity; ABC-type transporter activity; ATP binding. The coding region runs from base 115 to 2088 and encodes 657 amino acids. The transcript is spliced from 9 exons.
CCCCAUAUAUUUAUACUAGUAAUAAUAAAAAUGUUGUCGAAAGAGCUAGCUCUACAUGGCAAGGGAGCUAAGGAAGAGUUUUAGUUAGUCGUGGAAAAUAUAAAAUACAAUAAAAUGAGUAUAACAGAGAACAUCAUGACUAUGAGAGGGCCUUACUUGGUGUGGAAAGACUUGACCGUCGUUGUUCCAAAUGCAAAUACAACAAGAAAGCUGCUCAAUGAAAUCGCUGGGUAUGCUCAAUCUAAUCGGAUUAUGGCACUCAUGGGUCCUUCUGGCUCUGGCAAAUCCACCUUGCUUGAUGCAUUGGCUGGACGACUAUCGGCAAAUCUUAAAAUGACAGGCCAUGUUCUCUAUAAAGGGAAGUUGGAUAGCAGUAGCAGAGACUGCGUAGGCAUUUCUUAUUUGGCUCAAGAGGAUGUUUUCUUGGGAACUCUCACAGUUCGAGAAACCAUAGCUUACUCAGCAAAUCUAAGGCUUUCAACAAAAAUGGAUAAAAAUGAGAUAAAUGAGCUGGUAGAGAGAACAAUUGUGGAGAUGGGACUUGAACACUGUGCUAAUAAUAAGAUAGGAAACUGGCAUUUGAGAGGCAUUAGCGACGGAGAAAAGAAGAGACUUAGCAUCGCUUUGGAGAUUUUAACACAUCCCUAUGUCAUGUUUCUUGAUGAGCCAACUAGCGGAUUGGAUAGUGCUUCGGCUUACUUUGUGAUUGUGGCACUGCGGGAUAUUGCUCGUCAUGGCAGGGUUGUUGUCUUCUCUAUUCACCAGCCCAGUUACUAUCUAUUUGAUCUUUUUGAUGAUCUGUACCUCCUCUCUGGUGGACGAGUUGUUUAUUUUGGAGAAGCAAAUAUGGCUGUGAAGUUCUUUGCCGAAUCGGGAUUUCCUUGUCCUGUGAGAAGAAACCCUACAGAUCACUUCCUUCGAUGUAUCAAUCCAGACUUUGACAAUAUUGCAUCAACAAUGCUAAGGUCCAAAAGUAUUAAUGGAAUUACAACAAUGCCAGAUUGUGUUAUGAAUUUGACAACACAAGAAAUCCAGGAAACACUCAUCGAGAAAUACAAGAUUUCUGAAUAUUCAACUACUGCAAGAGACAAGAUUCAGGAUAUUAUCUUACUUGAAGAAAACAUUAGCCUAUCAAACAGAAGCAAAGCAAGGUGGUCGAAACAACUGAGCUCAUUGAUUCGUCGUUCUUUCUUAAACAUGUCAAGAGACAUCGGAUAUUACUGGCUAAGGAUCGUAUUCUACGUUGCAGUUUCAAUAAGUGUUGGAAGUAUCUACUUUAAAAUUGAUACAUCCUUCCUUGCAAUCACAGCCAGAGCAAAGUGUGAGGCUUUCAUUUAUGGCUUUAUGAUUUGCUUGUCCAUUGGAGGCUUACCUUCUUUCAUUGAAGAGCUCAAGGUCUAUAAUCGGGAAAUGUUAAACAAGCAUUACGGAGAAGGUCUACUUUCCAUAUCCAACUUCAUCUCAUCCUUGCCAUUCCUGGUGGUAAUCGCUGUGUCUUCAGGAACAGUGGUGUACAGCAUGGUCAAACUUCAUUCUGGAUUUUCUCACUUCUGCUAUUUCUGCAUCAAUUUCUUCUGCUACAUCUCUGUUAUAGAGUGUUCCAUGAUGGUUGUUGCAGCUUUGGUACCAAACGUUUUGAUGGGCAUUGGAAUUGGAACUUCUCUAGUUGUGUUCAUGAUGAUGCCAUCUGAAAUCUUCAGACCACUUCCUGAUCUUCCCAAGUUCUUUUGGCGCUAUCCAAUGUCCUACAUCAGCUGUGCUUCCUGGGCACUACAAGGGGUAUACAAAAAUGAUAUGAUUGGGCUUGAAUUUGGUAACUCGGUGCCUGAAGACUCCAAGCUAAAGGGAGAAACUGUCCUGCUAACAGCUUUUGGAAUACCUCUGGAUCAUUCAAAGUGGUGGGAUUUGGCUGCUCUUAUGUGUUUGUUAAUAUUCGAUAGGCUACUCCUUUUUGUGGUACUCAAAUAUAAACAGAGAGUAUCAUCAGUAUUGUGCAAGCUUUCUAUCAAGAGAAUUUUCCUACUGGGAGGCCUAUCCAUGAGAUCUUCUUUAUCAAGAAGCAACAGAGACCGAACUACCUUGCCGUGAAACAAAACUUUGCACCCAUUAUCUUCUCAAGAAUGUCUUACAUCUCCACUUCCUUAAAUUAAGGCAGGACUUAAUGUAAAAAGAAAAUACAUAACUUUUUGCUGAUAUAUGUAGUCAUUUUCUAUGUCCACGUUGAACUUUUUAAGUUAUUCAACCAAAACCCGAUUAUAUAUAGUUUAUGAAAUAUUUUUAUUUAAAUCGUAUGUAAUCAGGUGACGAGCAACAUAAGUUGUUCGAUGUUGCCUAUAUAUAUAUAUAUAUAUAUAUUAUCAAAAUGUUAUGUAAUCAAAUAUUAAUGUGACAUUUACUAAUUAAUUACUA